AUGUCCGGCUUAAGAGUUUUCUUUGGCGACCACCCUUUUCUCUCUCGCUUUCCUUUGUUCUUUCUUUCUUUCUUUCUUUCUUUCUUUCCUUCCUUCCUUCCUUCCUUCCUUCCUUCCUUCCUUCCUUCUAUCCUUACUUCUUGUUUUCUUUCACUCCCCACUUUCUUCUCUCUUUUCUUUUCUCUUGUCUUUCUUCCUUCUUCUAUUCUUACAUUCAGACAAUUACGAUUUUUUUCUUUCUUUGCUAAUUUCAUGUCAUCUUCCUCGGAUUUUUAUAAACACUUUUUCUUUCUUUUUCCGACUUCUCUUCCUUCUCCUAUUUUUUUAUCAAUCUAUUUCUCUUUUUGCUACCAUCUUCACUCUCAUCUUUGCUACUUUACCGUAUCUUUUUUCUCAUCCUACUUUUUUACUUUCUUUUAUUUUUUUAUUUUUAUUUUUUUUUACUUUUUCAUCUACUCUCCAUUCUUUUCUCUAUUUUUUUCUUUCUCCUCUCUUUUCUUCUUCUUUUUCAUCUUCUUUCUCUUUCCAUCUUCUUUUCUUCACUCCCUCUACUAUUCUGUCCCGCCUUUCAUGUUCCUCGAAUUGACUCAUUACCCUUUUCUUCUUCUUUUUCAUCUUCUUUCUCUUUCCAUCUUCUUUUCUUCACUCCCUCUACUAUUCUGUCCCGCCUUUCAUGUUCCUCGAAUUGACUCAUUACCCUUUUCUUUUCUUUUUCUUCUUCUUUCUUUUGUUUGA
Messenger RNA from Acanthosepion pharaonis, 735 nucleotides. NCBI's taxonomy places the organism in Eukaryota, Metazoa, Mollusca, Cephalopoda, Sepiida, Sepiidae. The record is from the annotation of a GenBank genome assembly.